AUGGGCAAGCGUGGUGACCACAAUGCGAAGCCCCCGCAGAAGGUUCCCUGUGGCCAGGGCCGCAGGCGUCGUGGUUCUCAAGAUGCCUCUGCCGCUGCUGCCCACUCGGCCGCGUCGGCGCUGGCGAGAUUGGCUGCGCCUGACUCCUUCCAGUGCGGCACGUGCGAUGUCACCGAUGUCAGCAUGGCGGUGCAAGAUGCAACGGUGCCAACCUGCACUACGUGUUUCGAUCGGUACUGCAAGGGCUUCACCCAGUUCGGCAGCUUGGAGAAGGUCCAGGAGGGCGUCAACGAGGAGGGCUCGCACAUACACGGAUGCUGGGAGGAGUCCAAGCGCAUCGAGAAGGGCGAGGCCGCGAAGUCCUUCUUCCCGACGGCCGUCAACGAGGGUAGCCAGUUCAUCAUCGCGGUCGUGAAGCCGAUGGUCGGCAUAACCCGCGGGCAGCUCGUCUCAGACGUGCUGCACGAGGAGCCCGAGGCGCUGGGCAUCAAGCUCCAGGACUUGCCCGACCACGAGGGGAACACCUACAAGGGCAUCUUGGUCCCCAACCCGCAGCGGCCGUACUUGGAGUACAACGUGACGAACGAGAUCUACGCCAAUAUGAUUGCGCACAAGAUGGCGCCAGACCAGCAGACUUUCGAUGCGCAGGCUUUGGGCACGUACGAUCACUUGUCGCAGGGCCUUUCCACCACUGGCAAGUUCAAGCCCAUCUGCGUGAAGGCGCGCACAGAGGCCUACACCAUCGAUUCCCUGAUUGCGAGGGCGGAGAACUACAGGAAGACGCAAGCGGAGAUCGAGCGGAGGGCCAAAGAGGCCGAGGAUGCGGCUGUUGCUGCCAGUGGCGAGAGCUCGUUCGGCGGCAGCCCUUCGCCCGCGGCUCCGCAGCAGGGCGCGCUUGCAGCGGGGUCUGGGCCGCAGCUCAAUCCUGCGGCGAUGGCUUGCUCGCGGUCCGUCGUCGCCCCCUCCGAGUGCAGGCCGCCGAGGACGCCUGGCGCGAGGCCUCGCGGAGGCGCCAGAUCCGUCAUGUCCGAUGCCAAGAAGUCCGAGGUGGAGGAGCUCGUGGAUAGGCGCAUUUCAGCUCUGGACACGAGCAGGUGCUGGUCGGGCGCGGCCAUGGGCCGCGAGCUUCGCUGGGCCAGGGAGUCGCACGAGGGCAUCAUGGAGGCCAGCCCCACCCCAGAGGACUCGGAGACCGCUGACAAGCUGAAGGAGCACAUCUCGGUGUGCGAUGCGAUCUGCGGGAUCGUCGAGAAGCCCCUUCGAGAGAUCCCGAAGAGCAAGCUCGACAGCUUCCUGAAUACCCUGGAGAAGUACAACGAGGACAUGCCGAGCAAGUGGAAGUUGGAUAACUUGAAGGUGGGCGACCUCUUGAAGAAGCCUGACAUGUGCAUGCAGGAUUUCUUCUAUAUGAUUGCGCCGUGGGAGGUCCAGCACGCCGAGGGCAAUGGGAGCCUCACGUACAGGCCGACGUACCCCAGGGUGAUCACGUUGGACGGCAGCCAGGCGGACAAGAUCAGCCAGUGCGACGCGUUCUUCACCGAGGCGCUGAACCAUCACAUCCAUGCUGGCGAAGGCGGCCGAUCCCAACUUGUUCAGUUCUGCACCUCCUGCCUCGACUGGAUCGACAACAACUGCCCCGAGGAUGAGGCCUUCGACGAUGUCGUCAACACGAUGGCGCAGUGCUUGAAGGCUCUCCUGUGCAUUGCCAGCCCAGACAAGAUUGCCUACCACGAUUCCAUAACUAAAAUGGGGGAGGCCAAGUCGCAGUGCCCUGGGCAAGCGUGCCUCCGCCACCUGAACUUGUCGGUGAAGCGCUCGGAGUUCUACACCAGCCUCAGGGCCGUGCGAGAUGAGUGCACGCAGUACUACACCAAGACGCAGGAGCACUGGCCCGAAGUUUGCAGCCUGCUCAGCAAGAUGGAGCAGUGCAAGACCGUAGCGGAGUUUGUGCAGUCGGGUAACAUGGCGAUCGCUCUGAAUAAGGUGGCCAUGUUCGCCAUGUAUUGUCGGCCAGGCUCAAUCGACGGCUUCAAGUCUAAGCUGACGGCGCUGUUCGAGAAGUACCUCGCCGACCUGCCGCAGGGCGACCCGUCCAAUGACCCGAAUGGCAAGGCUCUGACCGCGAGGCUGGCCGAGACAAAGGCGUUGGUGACUGCAGCGAAGAUUGGCUUGCCAGAGAAACAUUCCGUGUGGGCGAAGGCCUUGUCGGAUAUCCAGAAGCAGGAGUCCUCCGUGAACAAGUUCAACGCCAGCCAGGGCCUCGGGCAGCUGGCGUCGGCCUUGAAUGCAGAUGCAUUGGCAGAUGAUGCGACGCGUCUCAGCGUCAUUCCCGUGAUCGAAUCUGUCUUGGCCGCGGGUGGCAGGGGCGUUGAGGCCCAUAGAGGGAGCGGCGCUGCCAUCUUCCAGCACGUCCUCGACGGCAUCGCCAUGAAUUGCACCCAGCCUGACCAUGCGGAAUCCUACUGUGACAUCCUCCUGAAGCUCGCAGAGGCGGAGUGGCUGACCGACGCCUCGGGUACAAAGCUGAAGGCUGCGACCGACAUGAUCAAGAACUGGGCACCGCUCAACACCCACGUCGCGAGCUGGGAUGGCCUGGCGUCCGACGACGAGAGCCGACUGCGGCACGGCAAUGCGAAGAACAUCAUCCAGGGCAUGAUCGCAACGCUCAAGGCCAUCAAGUCAGCUGGCAUGGUCUCGGGCAUGGGCGGCUUGGAGACUGACGCGACUAACGCUGGCCAGAAGACCGAGACGGCGAGCUUGGUGGCUAAGACGUCUACCAUCAGGGUGCUCUCUGAGAAGACGAACGUUCUCAGGCCGAUCAGCCGUGGCGGCGACGACGAGGGCGACCCGUGGGACUGCGGGAUGCCCGACGGCAAUGGGGGGAUUGAGGAGGUCUUGGAGCGCGCCUUCGAGACCAUCAUGCUGAUCGACGGCUCGGCCUACCAGGAGAAGAUCGACGCGGUGCAGCAUGCCUUCGAGGAGGCGCUGGAGUGGUCCGAGGUCUUCGAGUACCAGGUUGAUACCAGCGUCAUCGACGACGCGAACAAGGUGCUCUGGAACGCCAUGGCCACCAAGUACACGGCCCUGCUCAUCCGCACCUACAAGGAGAACUCAAGCAACCCGCCCAAGUUGCGCCGCGAGAUCAACAACUACAGGAAGCAGAUCAAGGAGCAGUCGGGCGUCGAGAAGGCGAUGCGCCAGGACGUCAUGGAGUGGGCGUCGAAGAUGUGCUCCCUCAAGGGCUGA
Prorocentrum cordatum is the source of this 3246-nucleotide messenger RNA. NCBI's taxonomy places the organism in Eukaryota, Dinophyceae, Prorocentrales, Prorocentraceae. The record is from the annotation of a GenBank genome assembly.